AUGCGACAUGGGGUGGAUAGAACUCUUAUUCAAGAUUUAUUGAUGGUCUCGAAGAUCUACCCUAUUGGUACAUUAAAAGAUGCCGUUAUCGUGCCUCAGAGUCUAGCGAUUGUGGGGUUCAAGUCGUGCAUUCUUUAUGGCCUCAUUCGGCCCGAGUCCCAAGCGAAACAGCCAAUACCUGCCUCCUUUCCCAAGCAUUCUAUAUCAGAAGCUUGUUGGGGCCGGACUGAUGCUUAUCUAGCGUCUCGGCGGAGUUGUCAACACGAACCAUUUGGUGUUGUGACUGUGCAGCUAUCAGAUGCUAUCUCAUUCAUGUAG
This is a messenger RNA of Protopolystoma xenopodis, 318 nucleotides long. Lineage: Eukaryota; Metazoa; Platyhelminthes; Monogenea; Polystomatidea; Polystomatidae. The record is from the annotation of a GenBank genome assembly.